UUUCCCCCCAGCCCCUAGGGUUUUUGCGUAGAAAGCAGAGAGAGAGAGAGAAGGCACCUUCAUCAAUCAACGAUGGCGGACGAAGAGUACAACGACGUGGAUAUGGGAUAUGAGGAUGAGCCGCCAGAGCCUGAGAUUGAAGAGGGUGCAGAGGAAGAAGCCGAAAAUAAUAACAAUGAAGAUGUUCCAGAUGCUCUUGAAGAGCAAGAAAAAGAAGUACAUGAGACUGUAGAACGGCCCAGAAAGACUUCAAAGUAUAUGACAAAAUAUGAGAGAGCAAGAAUCUUGGGUACCCGUGCUCUGCAGAUCAGCAUGAAUGCGCCUGUGAUGGUUGAAUUGGAGGGUGAGACAGAUCCACUUGAGAUUGCAAUGAAGGAACUUCGUGAGCGGAAGAUACCCUUCACCAUCCGCCGCUACCUGCCUGAUGGAAGUUAUGAAGAUUGGGGGGUGGAUGAAUUGAUUGUAGAGGAUUCAUGGAAGAGGCAAGUUGGAGGUGAUUGACUAACCCACGUUGGGCUGUGGGGAAAUGGACUCUUGGAAGUUCUGUUUGAUGUGGCUUUGUAACUCACUGAUAGUGACACUAUUAGUAGGACAAACAAUACAUAAUUUGCAAAUACAUUGUGUGUGAAAUUAAUGUUGAAUCUCUCACUAUCUUCCAAGUUUAUUUUUAUGGAGACCUAGAAUGUUGAAGGUCUUUGUGUGUGAAA
Messenger RNA from Vitis riparia (riverbank grape), 707 nucleotides. RefSeq names its product DNA-directed RNA polymerases II, IV and V subunit 6A-like. Gene Ontology annotation, biological process: DNA-templated transcription. Gene Ontology annotation, cellular component: nucleus; RNA polymerase I complex; RNA polymerase II, core complex. The record is from RefSeq and is a predicted model, not a curated record. Gene Ontology annotation, molecular function: DNA binding; DNA-directed RNA polymerase activity. The transcript is spliced from 6 exons. Lineage: Eukaryota; Viridiplantae; Streptophyta; Magnoliopsida; Vitales; Vitaceae. Bases 73 to 501 code for a protein of 142 amino acids.